Messenger RNA from Moneuplotes crassus, 2441 nucleotides. The record is from the annotation of a GenBank genome assembly. NCBI's taxonomy places the organism in Eukaryota, Ciliophora, Spirotrichea, Euplotida, Euplotidae.
CUAGGUUUUCAUUAGUUAUAAUAAAACACAAGGUUAUUAUUAGUAGGUAUUGAUUCUAUGGACUCUUCUCUUAAUUUCAAAAUACGAAUGUUUCUAUUUUUGUUCACACUAAAGCUAAACUAGUCUAAAAAGCAUGAUAUAAUUUUCCCUUCCUUUUAGCUGCAUCCUCUCCAUUUUAUAUGCCCAAUAUGAUUAUUUAAAGGUUAGAGUAAGCUUCAAGAAUCGCAUCUAAAACUUCUUUAUUCAGAAAUCUUUCUCACAAUACCCAUUUUCUAAACCCUAUGUCCAUAAAGCCUUCUUAAAGUCUCUCUUGAGGUCAUAAAGCACAAAGAAUGCAUACCUAUCUUAAGGGAAAAUUAGUAAUUUCUUCAUCUCUAUAGACUAUCUAGACUUAGACCUUCAUCCGAUAUAUCAGCGGUAGGCUUCACUUUAAAGGACUUAGGUAUAGACCCGUGCUUCUGCAGGCUCCUUAAGAUGCCAACAAAACUCUUGAGCCUUAACCUAUUGGCAAUUCAUGACUUGGACAUCAAUAAAGAAUUUUUUAUCACCUAAAUUAAAUUGACAAAAUAGUUAAGAAGCGCAAAAGUGAUGAAUAUUUGCCAAAAAAUUUAUACAAUGUCGAUAAUUCAGGAUAAAAAGAAAAUGACAGAGACCACAAGUGUUGUCACUCCUUAUUUUCUAAAUAGUAUCUGCUCUGAAGUCUUUUAUUUAAAAUAUGGAGUCAUGGCAGAUUUCAUCUCUGCCAUUUCCUUUUUAUUUUUGAUAAGCAUCAUUGUAUAAAAUGUUUGAUAAGCUACCUACCGCUUUCGCAUUUAGACAUAUUUUCUCAAUUAAAUUUAAGUUUAAAUUGCAUAAAAUAAUGAGUCACAAAUUCUGAUAUUUCUAAAAUUCCAAUAAUGUAUCAAGAGAAGCAAUAAAAAAUACCUAUAGCCGUGUCGUGUCCUUCUAAAUGGGAAAAUCAGGUUUAGGAUUAGUUCCUCGAGGGUUAUUAUUAUUUAAUCUGCAAACUCAUCAGAAGAGACUAGGAUAAGUAGCUAUUAAACUUAUAGCAACAUUUUUAAAAGGACUUAUUUUUGCCCAACUUUAACUUUAAAAAUAUUAAGAAAUUGAAUAGGGAAGAUCUUGAAUCUCAAGGCUUAAUAAUUAUUAUUCAUAAUCUUAAAAAUCUCUCGAAUUAUCGAACGAAGAGUUAAACAAGAUGUCAUUGUGUUUAAAUAUAGCCUAUCUUCUAGUUCAUCUCAACUUCAUUCGAGAUUGAGCAAAGACAAUAAACUUAGUUGAAAUAUCUAUAAUAGGUUUGUUCAGCGUAUUUAAGCAAAGGAAAGUAAAAAUCACCUUAAGUUUUUACUGUUUAAUGUCUUCUAAAAAUACGACUUUCGAAUUCUGUUUCGCCUAGUUAUCAACAUAAUAAUUCGUAUUUAUCAUCCUAGACCUCUUAGUCUUAUAAUUGUGGUAAAAAUUAUAAUCUACCACUCCUAAAAUUUUACUAAACACAUGAAAAUCCUCAAAACUCCAGCUUAGUAAUGAAGCUUAUCCCCAAAAAUUAUUUUCAAGCUCUAACUUGUAAUCUUUGCUGUGGAUCAUUUCCUGGUGUAAAAAUAGCUAAAAUAGCUUCUAAAGAGCGAAUUCAGUUCAAAAUUAGUGUCCUAAAAACUCUAUGAGUCUUCCAAAUUUUAUUGUGAACUAAUACGUUUGGGCUUCACCAAAUCGUCCUAAAUUACAUUCGAUUAUUAACUUACUGCACAUUCUGGAUUUUUCAUUUGGUAUAUGAGGUUUUAGACUUUAUGAGUAUGAAAAUUUUGAUUAAAUAUAUAAUUAAAAGAUCUCACCCUCUUUUCCGUUGCUCUUAAGACUUCAUCAUAAUUUCUACUGCUGCUUUUUAUAGAGAUUCCAAAAGUUUUCUUCGAAAGAAAAAUGCAGAAGUUCAAAAUACCGAAGAAAUUUUGAAAAAGAUUCGUCACCACAGAAUGAGAAAAUUUGAGGGUUAUGAAUCCAGUAGAGGCAAUAAAUAAAAAAGAGGCAUCAAACCAGAUUUUUGCCUUAUUUUUGGAAUGCUUAAAUCCUGAUAUAGCUAAGAUUUUGGGUCCCUGAGAGGAGCUAUUUCUAGAAAAUGGAAACAUUUGAAAAUUUUGCUCAAGAGAUAAUCACUGGACUCUGGUCGAUUUUUCUUCUUAGAGUAGGGAGUCAGAGAAAUUAUGCAAUCUUGCCAAAAUUUAUUAAAAAAUAGCAGUUUCCGAAUGUCAGGUUUAAUAAGAUAUCUCAUGUUCUUUCAACAUGGUGGAGGCCUUCUAAAAUUUUCAUUAAAACUCUUGACUUCAAUGGGAUCUUAACUAGAUUAAGCUACUCGGGAAUAAUAAUAUUAAUAAUCGGAUAUUUACCUAACAGAAAUUGUAAUCUUGUUAAUUAUGGUAUAAAAUAUCAAAUCUGAACUAUGAUCGACC